AAACUCCGUCAAGUUUUCCGUCGUACAUAAAUUCACUUAAAAUAUAUUGAUUCAUUCACAGUCGUUUAUUAGUGGAUAUAUUUGGCAAGUAUUUGGUUAUUUUCGUUCCGGAUUUUACCCGCCAUUGUGAUUUCAUAUCCGAGUCACGUGACUGACAUCCACACAAACCACAAACCUAACCACAGUUUUGUGAAAUGGCUGACGAUAAAGAAGUGGAAAAAACGAUCGCAGAGGACUUGGUUGUAACCAAGUACAAACUUGCCGGACAAAUUGUGAACCGUGUUCUAGAGCAAGUGCUUGCAAAAUGCGUGCCGGACGCGUCUGCGCGAGAGAUUUGCGAGUUCGGAGACAAGACUAUCCUUGAUGAGACCUCAAAGGUGUUCAAAAAGGAGAAAGACUCCAAAAAAGGCAUCGCAUUCCCAACAUGCGUGUCGGUAAACAACUGUAUAUGUCACUUCUCACCCAUCCCUAGUGAAACUGACUACAUCCUGAAACAGGGUGAUUUGGUGAAAGUAGAUUUGGGUGCACACAUAGAGGGCUUCAUUGCAGUAGUGGCACACACCAUCUGCGUGGGAGGCGGCGAGGUGACAGGCCGUGCUGCAGAUGUUCUCCUAGCUGCCCAUUAUGCAAGUGAAGCUGCUUUGAGAUUGCUCCGGCCAGACAAUGAGAACUACGCAGUAACCGAUGCUGUACAGAAGAUCUCAGCAGAGUUCGGCUGCAAGCCCGUGGAGGGCAUGCUGUCGCACCAGCUGAAACAGUUCCGCAUCGACGGAGAGAAGAGCAUCAUCCAGAACCCCUCGGAAGCGCAGCGCAAGGAGCAUGAGAAGUGCACACUUGAGACCUAUGAGGUGUACGCUAUGGAUGUCCUAGUUUCCACGGGAGAGGGUGUUGGUCGUGAAAUGGACACGCGGUGUACGAUAUACAAGAAGACCGAGGAGAUAUAUCAGUUGAAACUGAAGGCAUCUAGAAUGUUCUACAGUGAGGUACGCAAUAAGCACGGGUCCAUGCCGUUCAACCUGAGGAGCUUCGACAAGGAGACCAGCGCGAGAUUAGGCGUCGUCGAGUGCGUCAACCACAAACUCAUCGAGCCUUUCCAGGUCCUGUACGAGCGGCCUGGAGAAUUGGUAGCGCAGUUCAAGUUCACGGUGCUGCUGCUGCCGAGCGGCACGCACCGCAUCACCGGGCUGCCCUUCGACAAGGCCACCGUCAAGAGCGAGCGCUCCGUCAAGGACCCCGAGCUCACUUCCCUCCUGAACUCCUCUGCGAAAGCCAACAAGAAGAAGAAAAAGAAGACCGCCGAGGAACCUAUGGAAGUCGAAACCGUUGCCUAGCAACCGUCUAAUUCCCUUGAAGAAAUCUAUUUGAAAUCAACAGCUAUCGCAUUACCCUCUAAGGACUCUACAGACUUCGUUCAAACUUAGAUAUCUCAAAUUGAGACUAUCAUCGUAAACCCCUCCACAGAUUGAUGUUAAUGAAAUUAUAAAUGUGUGUAUGAAAUUGUUAUCGUAAUUAUUGUUCAUCUAGGUGUUUUCUCUAAGAAGCUAAUGUAAUGACCUAUCAUAUCCUACAAGACAAUAGAGCACUCGUUUUUGUAUUUCGUUCAUUUUGUGUUUUGUAGCUACGAUUUUCUGACGUCUUUGAUAGAUGAAUACUUUGUACAUACUGAACACCUACAU
Molecule: messenger RNA, 1676 nt
Organism: Cydia splendana
Lineage: Eukaryota; Metazoa; Arthropoda; Insecta; Lepidoptera; Tortricidae
Product: proliferation-associated protein 2G4
Exons: 8
Coding region: 195-1331 (378 amino acids)
Source: RefSeq, a predicted model, not a curated record